Messenger RNA from Bombus huntii, 4240 nucleotides. RefSeq names its product ubiquitin carboxyl-terminal hydrolase 35-like. The coding region runs from base 121 to 2760 and encodes 879 amino acids. The transcript has 3 exons. Gene Ontology annotation, biological process: ubiquitin-dependent protein catabolic process; protein deubiquitination. NCBI's taxonomy places the organism in Eukaryota, Metazoa, Arthropoda, Insecta, Hymenoptera, Apidae. Gene Ontology annotation, molecular function: cysteine-type endopeptidase activity; cysteine-type deubiquitinase activity. Gene Ontology annotation, cellular component: cytosol; nucleus. The record is from RefSeq and is a predicted model, not a curated record.
GGCCAUGAAAUCAUUUAGAUUUUCGUGAAAGUCAUUCUUGGUUGAGGUUAAUAAUAGUUCUUGCUAAAAAUUAUAAGCGAAACAGCUUAAAGUGGUGUUAAAAUAAAUAAUUUGUGAACAAUGAAUACCGAACAAAUCCUCGAAUACGACAUUAAACAAUGUUUAAAAUUGAUAACAGUUGGUAAAGAUAUAGACGUUACUGAAGGAUGGACCAGACUUAAAAAAUUAGAAAGUGAGCCCAUAUAUGAACAGUUAAAUAAUUAUGAGACUAUUUUACGAGAGAUACUCAACGAUGAGAUAAGAAAUGUACAAGAAAUUCCAAAGAUCAUGAUUUGGUUUUCAAAAUAUUUAAUGGAAAAACCAUUUUCUAUUCAUCCAAUAUCAAAUGAUGUUGCAACAAUGUUAAGGAAUACAGAUAUCAGUGAUAUGUCUCAUCUGACAACGAUACUUCAAGUAUUAUUAGAGCACAGUAUCUAUUUACCAGACUCUGUGAGUCAUUCGAAACUCUGUGAAGCAGUUGUUAUUAGUUUAUCUACUUUUGUAAUGCCAUGUGAUCCAAAAAAAAUUUCUGAAUUCAAUGACAAUGCUACUAAAGUACAAAACUUCCUAAAAGUAGUAAGGUCAAAGUCUAAGAAUAUUGAAAAUGAUAACUUAAUUUUCAUAUGUUUGCAAACAUUGUAUAGAAUAAUAUCUGAUACAAAACAAAAACAAGAUCCUGGGCCUGGUUUGGCUGCUGUAUUACAAGUGGUAGAACCUUCUAUUAUACCACAAGCUGUUAAUUGGAUUCUUUCAGAAUCUCAGUCUGAUGCCCAACUAGCUCAAGCUUUAAAAGUUUUAUGUAGUUGGCUUCCAAAAUGGAUAGGUGAUCGACUUAGUAUUUGGAUUAUGGAGUUUAUACUUGGCUUAGAAAAACGGCACAAAUAUUCCAUACUUAUUGAAGUCACAAAAGCAAAACUUGAUGUAAUGUUUCGUGCUUUAUCAGUACCUGUAUUUCGUCAAAAUGCUUCCAUAAUUAUAUUUUAUAUAUUAAAAAGACAAGGAUCUCCAUCCUUGUUUCAAAAUAUAGUAAGAAACACACAAAUGGUGAUAUCUUUUUUUCUAAUGAAAGAAGAUUCUGAAUCAAGUAAAGAAUGCAUACAAAAUUUGGUUGAUAUCAUGAAGAUACUUACAUUAAGAUUUUCAAAUCAGCGUGUCUGUAAUAAUUUGGAAAGCAGUUUUCCAGUACAGCCACGAAUGCAUAUUGUUAAAGAAGUAUGGAAUGAACAUGUUUGGGUAGAUGAGAUGGAAGAGAUUGAACCAAUAAUUGAAUCACCAAAAACACAUUUGGGGAAAGUUGGACUUUCUAAUCUUGGAAAUACAUGUUAUAUGAAUAGUGUAUUACAAGCAUUGUUAAUGACUAAACAAUUUUGUUACGAAGUAUUAAUGUAUAAACCUAUGAGCAAAGCUGAUGAUCAAGUUGUACUUAAAAAGUUGCAAAAUUUAUUUGCUUUGUUACUAUAUUCAAAGAGGAUUUCCUUGGCACCAACUGAAAUUUUAUUGGCUUCACGUCCUGCUUAUUUUCUACCAGGCCAACAACAAGAUAGUUCAGAAUUUCUCUGUCAUCUUUUAGAUCUUUUACAUGAGCAAGAAAAGUCAACUACCAUAAAUGUUGAAGCUAAUAAUUCUAAUCUUAAAUACAAGGAUGAUAGAGAGAUAAAUGAUAUUUCAUCAAUAAGCGAAGAAGGAGCUAGUAUUAAGCGCUGGACAACUGAAGAAGAUUUAAGUGGAAGUAUUGUAUUAGAAAGAAAAACACAAUCAUUAGCAGAUUUUACUCAAGGAGAAGAUUUGGCACAAGUACAACAACUUAGUGAUUCACAUUCAGAUUCCACAGAUAGUGGAAUACAAUCUGUAGGUGGGGAAGAUACAAAUACACAAGUAGCUCUUGUACAUAGAGUAUUAGGUGGAAAAUGUAAAAUCACGUAUCAGUGUGCUCAGUGUGAUACUAGUUCUCAUAAUACAGAUAAAUUUCGUGAUUUACAAUUGUGCUUCCCAGAAGAGAUUCAAGAGAAUCAGGAAGUUUCUGUACAAGAUCUCAUCAAUUAUUAUCUUACACCAGAGAAAUUGACUGGUGAAAAUAAAUAUCGUUGCGAUAAAUGUAUGAAAUUAUGCGAUGCACAAAGAAUCAUAAAAAUUUUACAUGCACCAACAUAUUUAAUUUUAAUAUUAAAACAUUUUCGUUAUGAUUUCGAUACCAGAUUAAGAACGAAAUUACGCCAUAAAGUGAUGUAUAAUGAAACUAUACAAAUGCCAGUAUCUACACCACUGUGCACAUCUACAGAAAGUUAUCAGUUGUAUGCCGCUGUUGUUCAUUCAGGUUAUAGUAUGGACUAUGGCCAUUAUUUUACUUAUGCUCGCGAUUCUAAACAAAACUGGUACAAAUUUAAUGAUAGUUAUGUUUCACAAACGACGUUUAAUGAUUUUAAAGAUCUGAAACCACCAGACACACCGUAUAUAUUAUUUUAUGAAAAAAGUGUGCCGUUUGAAGGACUUUAUGACGAAGAUAAACCUGAAUUAUCGACAUUAAGUAAACAUUUACAAGAAUUGGUGGCAAACGAUACUACAGCUUAUAUCGAAGAAUUGAGGCAUCAAGCCGAAAAACCUCAACGCGGACGACAUAAUUCAAUGUUAUUUCGGAAGAACGAGAAUUCCGAUGAUGAAAACCCUCCACCUAGUAACUGUCGGGGUGCAAUUGAUAUGCCUGCGAGUCGUUUCCUUUAUUAAGUUAUUUUAACAUUUAAAUAUUAUAUUCUUUUAUAAAAUUAAUUGAAUAUUCCAGGUAAAUUUGUAAUACAUUUUCCUUAUGUUAGUAAGAAAAACAGAGUUCCUUUAUAAGUACAGUGCUAUUAUACCAAUUGGUGUAAACUCAUUCAAGAACGGUAUUGUAUUGAGAAAAUUUCUACAUAUUUGUUUGCUGUCGUUCAAACUUUCUCAACAAACUUUCUGAUAUACGUUGUUGCUGUAUAUGUCUAUAUGUUUAGGACAAAUUUGUAUAUGAUUGUAUAUUUCGCAAUUGUUUUUAAUAUUUAAAUAAUAUAUCGAAAAAAAUUGUUAACAUUAAUAUUGCAAUAUUAAAACAUUGUAAAGUAUAUAUAAUGAGUAUUCGCGAAUAGUACUUAGCACUUGUUUCUUACAAGUUUGAAACAGUCUUUUUAAAAAAACAAAAUGUCAAUGAAUCAGUUCAUAAAAUUACGAAAAGAAGAAUUAUUACAUUGUUAUUAUUGGAAAGUGUAUUAUAAAAUUGUGAUGGAAAGAGAAUACAAACUCAGUAUUUUAUAAGAAGUUUAAUGUAAUUGGCUGUGUUUUUACAUAGUGUAUGCAUACAGGAAACAGUAUUUACGUAAUAUUCGAAAUACUAUCAAUUUUAUAAUCAUACUUUUGUCACGUUUUCGCACACAAUGAUUUGAUACCAACUUGAACAAAUGCCUUUUGUCAUGUAAAAAACACACGUGUUAUGUGUUAAACAAUUUUAUAUUAACAUUCAUUCUGGCUUCUAACAUUCAUUAUUCGUAAAUUGCUAAAUAUAUUGUACAUACAUUUAUAACAGACUUGACAAAUGGUAGUUGUAUUUACAUAAUUGUUAUAAAAUUAGUCAAUGGGUUUGAAUUUCUGUUAGUCGUGGUUAGAAUUGUAAAAUUAAAAGAAAAGUAUAAGAAUAAUAGCAGCUAUAUCAUUGUAAAUAUAUAUAUUUUAAUUGUAAUUAUCUUAAAGAGAAAAACUCCAAGCAUUACAAAUCUGUGAUAAAUUUAUACUGUCAAAUUGAUAUAUUAAUUUCUUAGCUCAGUAUUCAACAGAUAAAAAAUACACUAUCUAUCUUAAUUUAUAAUUGACAUACUGUAGUGUACAAUAUUUACUAGGUUUUAUGUAUUUAUAAAUUUCUUUAGACUGGGCAUGAAUAAAUUAUUCAAAAAUAUCCUUUUGUUGUAGACUUAAUAAGUUGUAUUUAUUGCUCAUUUAAUAUCUGUUGUUCUAGAAAACAACGUAAAGAGAAUACAUGAAUAUUAUGUCUACUUACAGGGUAAAAAAUAAACAUUCGAUUAACAUUUUAUCGCAUAAUUAUAUUGUAAUUAUUAAUGAGAUUAUUUGCGUGCGGUGCAGCCAUUUUCUGUUCAUUAGUUUAAUAAUAUAGUAAUGUAAAUUACGUGUGAAAGACUCACUAAACUAUAGUUAGAAAUAAUAAAACGAUAACCUACGAUCAACUGAG